Staurois parvus is the source of this 960-nucleotide messenger RNA. The record is from the annotation of a GenBank genome assembly. Lineage: Eukaryota; Metazoa; Chordata; Amphibia; Anura; Ranidae.
AUGGAUGGAGGCAAUGUUACAUUAGUGACAGAAUUUAUUCUACUGGGGAUACCACUUACCUAUGACUUUCAGGUCUUACUGUUUGUGAUCCUUUCCAUCUGCUAUGCAAUUACUUUAGUAGGUAAUGCUACAAUAAUUGUAGUUAGCCUGAGCGAUGCCCAACUACACACACCAAUGUACUUCUUCCUCAGCAAUCUAGCAUUCCUUGACAUUAGUUUUACAUCUGCUAUUGUCCCUAAAGUACUUUUUAAUUUAAUCAGUGGGAGCAAAGCCAUAUCUUAUUAUGGGUGUCUUGCUCAAUCGUAUAUCUAUUUCCUAUUGGGCACCACUGAGUUUUUGCUUCUGGCUAUGAUGUCUUUUGAUCGCUAUGUUGCUAUUUGUCAUCCUUUGCGCUAUGGCACUAUCAUGAAACCAAAACUUUGCCUGAAGAUGAUUUUUUGUUCUUGGUUGGGAGGCUUUAUGGACACCAUUGCUCAGACUAUCCUUACAUUUCGCUUGCCUUUUUGUGGUUCCAAUGUUAUUAACCACUACUUCUGUGAUGUUGCGCCUUUGCUUAAAUUGGCCUGUGGAGAUACACAUAUUAUCAGUAUGUUAGACUUUAUACUAGCUUCCUCUUUGGUCUUGGGAUCAUUGUUCUUCUCUUUGGUCUCAUAUGGUUGCAUUAUUUCUGCUAUAGUGAAAAUUUCAUCAGCUUUUGGACGAAGGAAGACAUUCUCUACUUGUGCAUCCCACCUCACUGUAGUCUUCAUUGUCUAUGGCAGCUGUAUCUUCAUGUGUGUCCGCCCCUCUAAAAAUUCCAAGGUGGAUUCCACAAAAAUUGUUGCAUUACUGAACAGCAUAGUAACACCACUCCUUAAUCCCUUUAUCUAUAGCUUUAGGAACAAGAUCUUUAAAGAAGCACUUAAACGCACAAUAAUAAUAAAACCCACUUCCAGAGCCAAAAGUUUUAAACCAUCUUAA